Molecule: messenger RNA, 2742 nt
Organism: Trichoderma harzianum CBS 226.95
Lineage: Eukaryota; Fungi; Ascomycota; Sordariomycetes; Hypocreales; Hypocreaceae
Exons: 3
Coding region: 151-2568 (805 amino acids)
Biological process (GO): transmembrane transport
Molecular function (GO): oligopeptide transmembrane transporter activity
Source: RefSeq, a predicted model, not a curated record
CUGCGUGUAGUUUGUGUAAGUCGUUUAAAGUCACAAUGAUUCCCAAGAAAUGGCUUCUUUCUUCAGAGAUGCUUUGGGAGUUUGCAUGGUUCCAUCUUCUCUCACGUCUAUUGUGAAAGGUUGAUUGGCCAGGGACCAAUCCUUGCAAGUAUGGCCAGCGAACAGGAUCACAUCACUCCUGAUAGCAGGCGUCCGGAGCAGGACGAAGCAAAUCGGGAAAAGAAGGAGACUCAAGAUAUUGAGAGAACCAUUAGCAUCAUCGAUGAUGAAAAUGAUGGCGACUACGACGUCAGGAAAGAGAAUCGCUUCGGCGAGGUUACCGUCAUCGACAAUGCAAAGGACCUGAUUACUCACGUUCUACACGUCGACGACAACCCAAAUGAUACCCCGUGGACAUUUCGCGCGAUUGUUAUUGGCCUCAUCCUGUGCAUAUUCUCAUCUGUGCUGCAGGAGAUUUUCUACUUCAAGCCUCAAGUCAUCUACGUUUCGGUUGUCUUUCUCACUGUGAUUGCAUACAUCCUCGCACUGCCGUUCCAACUCAUCCCACGCCCAGAGGGCAAUGGCAUCAUAUCCCGGAUAUGCCGUUUCCUCAACCCGGCCGAGUUCAACUCCAAAGAACACGCUUUCAUGGUAAUCAUGGGAUCAGCGGGCUCAACAUCUGCGGUAGCGACGCAAAUCCUUGCAGCCCAGCGACUCUACUACGGAUCGAACCCAAAUCAAGGUGCCGCCAUCUUUCUUGUCAUCGCCUCACAGUUUCUGGCAUAUGGCAUAGCGGGACUCCUUCGAACAGUGCUUGUGCAGCCUGCCAAGAUGCUUUGGCCAAUUAAUAUCCCCGUCAACACGCUGCUAGAGACUUUACAUCGUGAUAAAGCCGAGACAAAGCAACGCCUGAAGUAUUUCUCUUACGUCUUUAGUGGCGCCUUCUUCUGGGAGAUUAUCCCGUUGUGGAUUGCGCCCAUUUUCCAGGGCAUCUCGAUCCCAUGUCUGGCACGACAGGAUAGCUUGGUAUUUACCAACCUAUUUGGAGGAGCGCAGAAUAACGAGGGUCUCGGUUUUCUCGGCCUCUGCUUCGAUUGGAACUACAUUGCUGGACUGAAUUCGCCUCUCUGGUUUCCUCUAUAUACACUAGUCAACAGCUUUGUCGGAUACCUGAUAUGUAUCGUCCUAUUCAUGGGCAUUUACUAUGGAAACGUGUGGCAGUCUGCGGACUUCCCUUUCCUAUCUCAGCUACUAUACGACAGCUCAUCCAACGGGACCAAUUUUGUCGAGUACAAUCUCACGGCUGUUCUAAACAGCGAUAACACCAUCAACAGCACUCUUGUUGCCAAUCAAGGGUUCCCUCAUCUCUCUGGAACAUACGUCGUGUAUCUCCUCACGACAAAUCUCGGCAUCACGGCUGCAAUCGUUCAUAUGCUCUUGUGGAAUUACGACGAUAUUAAGAAUGGCUGGGCAUUCUUGCACCCAUCCAAACUCAAGAAGCUUGCCAAGCCAUCAACAUAUGCCUUCUGGAAGAAGAGCGAAGACGAUGAUGCAGAGGUUCGACGACAACUUGUUCUAGCAGACGAAGAGAUGGACCCUCACUACAAGUUGAUGAUGCAAAAUGGAUAUGCCGAAGUGCCAAAUUGGUGGUACGGAAUCGUUCUCAUCUUGUCCUUCGUCAUCGGUAUCGCCACACUAUACGCAAUCAAGUCCACGCUGCCUUGGUGGGGAUUCAUUGUGUCGAAUAUCUUUGCCGCACUCUUCAUCCUCUUCUUUGGCGCUCAGAUGGGACUGACUGGGUUCCAAUUCAACCAACAGCCUGUUAUUCAGAUGCUGGGCGGUUAUCUGUUGCCAGGAAAGCCAUUGGCCAACAUGUACUUCACCGUGUUCGGUUUCAACGGUAUUCAGCAAGGCCAGUGGCUGCUUCGAGAUCUGAAGUUGGCUCAACUGGCACAUUUGCCGCCCAAGGCCACCUUCUUUGCUCAGAUGCUUGGUACCGUGAUUGGCGCCAUCAUGGAUUACGUGAUGAUGGUCAGCAUUGUAGACAACCAGACAGAGACGCUGCUGUCGAUUGAUGGAACCAACAUCUGGUCAGGACAAAAUGUUCAAGGAUACAACACUCUCGCUGUGGCUUGGUCUCUGGCCAAGGACAUGUUCUCAGUUGGUAACCGUUACCAAUGGGUCACGUUGGCUUAUCUUCUCGGCUUCGCGGCGCCCAUACCGUUCUGGCUGGCAUGGAAGCUGACGAAGCGCGAGGUGUUUCGCGAUGUGAAUACUUCUAUAAUAAUUUGGUACGCUGGUGUGCUUUGCGUCGGCGUCAACUCGUCACUGCUCAUGUUCUUUGGCUUCGGAAUCUUUGCUCAAUUCUACCUCCGUCGCUACCAUCCUGGCCUCUUCAUCAAGUAUAACUACUUGAUCUCCGCCGCAAUGGACGGUGGCACGCAGGUCAUGGUCUUUAUCCUCAGUUUCGCUGUUCUGGGGGCCAGUGGCAAAUCUUACAACUUUCCCACUUAUGCUCUCAACAAUGGUGGUACAAACAACAACAAGAACAUUGACUACUGCAUGUUUAACGUUGCCAGUGGCGCUUAAUCGUGCUGCUAUGUAUGAGUUUGUCAACAGGGUUAAGUUGUCAGGUAGAGAGAUACGCAUUAAUAAAAUGUUGCCAGUUGUACAUAAGCCUUUCUAUUGGUAUCGCUGGCUAAAGAAGCCAUCAUGUUAAGUGUAAGUGUAAAGUAAUUCUAGUGGUAUCAGAUAUGUAUCUAU